GAGGUCCCUUAAAAUGCAACCAGCCUCCGAGUUUAGGGGGCAGUAGAGUGCACUUGUUCCUGUGUAGAGACCGAAGAAUGAGCCAUUCACGGCGCUCUUAGAAGAUAUACAACUACUCCUGUGAAUAACGUUUUUUACUUGUGACCAGAAUACCAGAGUGUUGUCAUCAUGUCUGGUGGUCCAGCGGUGAGGGUCAGCAUUGAGUCUUCGUGUGAGAAGCAGGUGCAGGAAGUGGCCCUGGAUGGCACAGAGACAUACGUCCCCCCUCUGUCCAUGUCCCAGAACUUGGCAAAGUUGGCACAAAGAAUUGACUUCAGCCAGGGAUCUGACUCAGAGGAGGAUGGGGGUGAGGGUGAACCCAGGGACCGUGAGUGGGGGAAGCAGGAGCCAGAGGAAGAAGAAGGCACAGUGAAGUUUCAGCCGUCCCUUUGGCCCUGGGACUCAGUGCGGAACAACCUGCGCAGUGCCCUGACAGAGAUGUGUGUACUCUAUGAUGUGCUCAGUGUGGUGAAGGAGAAGAAGUACAUGGCCUUAGACCCAGUGUCUCAGGAUCCAACAGCUGGCAAGACCCCCCAGGUGUUCCAGCUGAUCAGUAAAAAGAAAUCAUUGGCCACAGCAGCGCAGCUCCUCCUGAAGGGAGCAGAGAAGCUCAGUAAGUCCGUAGCAGAGAACCAGGAGAACAGGAGGCAGAGGGACUUCAACUCUGAGCUGCUGCGACUCCGCUCACAGUGGAAACUACGCAAAGUGGGAGACAAGAUCCUGGGAGACCUGAGCUACCGGAGCGCAGGUUCCCUUUUUCCUCACCAUGGCACAUUCGAGGUGAUCAAGAACACAGACAUUGAUCUGGACAAAAAGAUCCCAGAGGAUUACUGUCCCCUUGAUGUCCAGAUCCCCAGUGAUUUGGAGGGAUCUGCUUAUAUCAAGGUGUCCAUCCAGAAACAAGCUCCAGACAUCGGUGAUCUGGGAACCGUCAACCUGUUCAGGAGACCACCAAAAACCAAAGCCGGUACCCAGGCGUGGCAUGUGAAGCUGGAGGCAGCUCAGAACGUUUUGCUCUGUAAGGAGAUCUUCGCCCAGCUGUCCAGGGAAGCUGUUCAGAUUAAAUCCCAGAUCCCUCACAUCGUUGUGAAGAAUCAGAUCAUCUCGCAGCCCUUCCCAGGUCUGCAGCUCUCCAUCUCACUGUGCCACUCGACAGGAGAGAAGAAGAACCAUCGGGCGUCUCCAGAGAAACCCAAACCAGACGACCACCUUUACGUGCUAGAACACAAUCUGCAUCAAAUGAUGAGAGAGUUCCACAAGCAGCAGCUGAGCUCUGUGGUGAUGCCGCAUCCUGCUAGCGCCCCCUUUGGCCACAAACGCCUGCGCCUCGCAGGGCCACUGGCCUACGACAAAGCUGAAAUCUCCACCUUGCAGCAGAGUGAGGGGCUGCUGGAGAAGAUCAUCAAACAGGCCAAACACAUCUUCCUACGUAGCAGGACGGCGCGGACCAUCGACAGCCUGGCCAGUCGCAUAGAAGACCCUCAGAUCCAGGCUCACUGGUCCAAUAUCAACGAUGUGUAUGAGUCCAGCGUCAAGGUGCUCAUCACCUCUCAGGGCUACGAGCAGAUCUGCAAGUCCAUUCAGCUGCAGCUGAACAUCGGUGUCGAGCAAAUCAGAGUGGUGCACAGAGAUGGACGUGUCAUCACGCUGUCCCACCAGGAACAGGAGCUGCAGGACUUCCUCCUCUCACAGAUGUCGCAGCAUCAGGUGCAUGCAGUUCAGCAGCUGGCCAAAGUGAUGGGCUGGCACGUCCUAAGCUUCAGUAACCACGUAGGCCUGGGCCCAGUGGAGAGCAUAGGAAACGCCUCCGCUGUCACCGUCGCCUCUCCCAAUGGAGAAUACGCCAUCUCAGUGCGUAACGGUCCAGAGAGCGGCUGCAAAGUUUUGGUCCAGUUCCCCCGCAGCCAGACCAAAGAGCUGCCGAAGAGCGACGUCAUCCAGGAGGCCAAGUGGAGCCACCUCAGAGGGCCAAGCAAAGAGGUCCACUGGAGCAAGAUGGAGGGACGAAACUUUGUCUACAAGAUGGAGCUCCUCAUGGCUGCUCUGACUCCCUGUCCUUAGAGACAGCCCCCCUCCACUCCCAUACGCACAGCCAGGCUUCACAUCCCGAGAUUUCCAGCCACGUGUGUCCCAAAACUUAAACAGAUGGCAGCACGAAAACAACAGUUUUUGCAGCCAUGAUGGAAGUCUGUUCAUCAAAAAUGUGACUUUUUCUUCCCAAACUGUUUUUUUUUUUUUCAUGGACUUUUUGAACACUUCCAUAAACUCCUCUCCACCUCCAGUAGUGUCUGUGAGCUGCUCUGGUUUUGAUCAUGUAAGGUGUGGAGUGUAUUCAUACCUCAAGUAAUUUGAUCUGAAGUAAAGAGCAGAGGGUGUCUGUAUUUGUGCUGAUUUGUAAUAUAAGAAUGAAGCUAUGAAUUGGAUGUUUUCUGGGGACUUCUGGUACAGAAACAAUGUGUUCCUGCAGUCUCUUUUUCCUCAUCACUUCAUCUGAUUCAUCAGUUUUUCCAGGUUUUUCCAACACCUGAUGCAAGUUUAAAGUGAGUGUGUUGAGUGACGUAAAAGAAGAUAACAAUUCAUUUUCUAAGGCAAUAAAUACAGUAUGUAUUGUUU
Molecule: messenger RNA, 2652 nt
Organism: Chelmon rostratus (copperband butterflyfish)
Lineage: Eukaryota; Metazoa; Chordata; Actinopteri; Chaetodontiformes; Chaetodontidae
Gene: med17
Product: mediator complex subunit 17
Exons: 13
Coding region: 169-2100 (643 amino acids)
Biological process (GO): regulation of transcription by RNA polymerase II
Cellular component (GO): core mediator complex; mediator complex
Molecular function (GO): transcription coregulator activity
Source: RefSeq, a predicted model, not a curated record